AUGAAUGCCGCGCGAGCAUAUUACGCAGCAUCUACAUUAUCAAAUGGAUCGAUAUUAGUUGCUGGUGGAUCGAACGGUAGUAGUAAUUAUCUCAAUAGUGCUGAAUUGCACAAUCCAAUAACAGGUACUUGGACAACCACAGAAAACAUGAAUGUCGCACGAGAAUUUCAUACAGCAUCCACAUUAGCAGAUGGAAAAGUAUUAGUUAUGGGUGGGGACAACGGUCCUGUUCUCAAUAGUGCCGAGCUUUAUUAA
Adineta steineri is the source of this 255-nucleotide messenger RNA. The record is from the annotation of a GenBank genome assembly. Lineage: Eukaryota; Metazoa; Rotifera; Eurotatoria; Adinetida; Adinetidae.